Talaromyces rugulosus is the source of this 639-nucleotide messenger RNA. RefSeq lists its product as uncharacterized. Gene Ontology annotation, biological process: translation; ribosomal small subunit assembly. Gene Ontology annotation, molecular function: structural constituent of ribosome; rRNA binding; mRNA binding. Lineage: Eukaryota; Fungi; Ascomycota; Eurotiomycetes; Eurotiales; Trichocomaceae. The record is from RefSeq and is a predicted model, not a curated record. Bases 1 to 639 code for a protein of 212 amino acids. Gene Ontology annotation, cellular component: ribosome; cytosolic small ribosomal subunit. The transcript is spliced from 6 exons.
AUGUCCGACAACGGUGAAGUUGAGGUUGAGAACCCAGGGUUCUACCCUGCCCUCCCCAAGGAUGUCCAGACCGACUCCGUGAAGCUGUUUGGCAAGUGGAGUUACGAUGAUGUCGAGAUCAGAGAUAUCUCUUUGACCGACUACAUCCAAAUCCGCUCUCCUGUCUAUCUUCCUCACUCCGCUGGUAGAUACGCCGCCAAGCGCUUCCGCAAGGCCCAAUGCCCCAUUAUCGAGAGAUUGACCAACUCGAUCAUGAUGAACGGCCGCAACAACGGUAAGAAGAUCAAGGCUGUCCGCAUUGUCGCCCACACCUUCGAGAUCAUCCACAUCAUGACCGACCAGAACCCCAUCCAGGUUGCUGUUGACGCUAUUGUCAACUGUGGUCCUCGUGAAGACUCGACCCGUAUUGGUUCCGCCGGAACUGUGCGCCGUCAGGCCGUCGAUGUCUCUCCUCUCCGCCGUGUCAACCAGGCCAUCGCCCUUCUCACCAUUGGUGCUCGUGAGGCUGCUUUCCGCAACGUCAAGUCUAUUGCCGAAGUUUUGGCUGAAGAGCUCAUCAACGCUGCCAAGGGUAGCUCCAACUCGUACGCCAUCAAGAAGAAGGACGAACUCGAGCGUGUCGCCAAGAGCAACCGAUAA